Messenger RNA from Letharia columbiana, 1086 nucleotides. RefSeq lists its product as uncharacterized. NCBI's taxonomy places the organism in Eukaryota, Fungi, Ascomycota, Lecanoromycetes, Lecanorales, Parmeliaceae. The transcript is spliced from 2 exons. The record is from RefSeq and is a predicted model, not a curated record. The coding region runs from base 1 to 1086 and encodes 361 amino acids.
AUGUUCAUGAGGAGAAAUCCCGAAGAUGGCUAUCUCCUUCCCCGGACAGUCGACGAUCUCGACCGGAAAUUCCUCUCAUGGAUUGUCAAGUGGCCAGACGAGGGCUUCAGAUCCACAUCGAUCUUCAACACUCUGCAAUACGCAGGACGUCUAAGAACGAUCAACGACAUCCCUCCCGUCGAGGUUCACCCUAGAUCGGAUUGCACUGAGUUGACUAAUGUCAUGACCGACGACAGCAGAUAUGUCAUUAGUCCCCAAGACCUCGAUAACAUCAUUUAUAUGACACCAGGGAGAUAUCCCGUGCAAGAGACCGUGGGGGGGAAACGGUGUUAUGAUUUAAUCAUUCAAGAGACACUGCUCAAUGGCAAACUGUAUCAAGCACGAAAAAGAUCGUCCAGGGUAAACCAAUGGCUAGCUAAUCCGAGACGAGGUGGCAAUGUGGUGAGCAAACUAGUCCGGGGAAGGUCGGACUAUCAGCCAUUCCUAAACGAUGUCAGAGGCACUGGGAGACUCGUGAAGGUACUCGCAAUCUUAAACCAGGCGACUCUGGCCAUCACAUAUAAGAUGGAGGGGGUGCAAGACACGACGCAUCAUUUCAGUCCGGAGAAGCGCGAAUUGAAGCAAAAUCUGGAUCAAGCGAAAGCCCAGAUAAGUCUGGCUGAGCAGAGUCGAACGAGGAUCGGCUUGGACCAAGAACUCUCCAGUGAGCCGGUAGCGAAGUGUCUGUAUACCGAAGGGUUGAAAGAUGGUGGUGUCUGGAAUGGUUAUGAAGCACGGUGUGAGCAGCACAAUGGGAACCUACGCGUCGAAGCCAUAAAGUCAACCAUCGGUGACGUAAAAUGGCUGAUGAGGGAAGUCAUCGAGCUUUCCCUCCAUCAGCAGCGGUCCAAGCUGUUUGUUACGCCUCUGAAAGCGAUCCUGGAAGGUCAUCGGGAUGAUGAGGUCCAAGUCGGUGACGUUGUGGCACGAGGACAGCUCUGGACCAAACGCGGCUUUCAGCAUGAUCAAUUAUUUGAGAAUAGUGAGCGUGGAGGAACAGAAUCAGAGCCGAUGUGGGAGGAAUCGAAUACAGGAACCCCAUGCUAA